Messenger RNA from Plectropomus leopardus (leopard coralgrouper), 1186 nucleotides. Lineage: Eukaryota; Metazoa; Chordata; Actinopteri; Perciformes; Serranidae. The record is from RefSeq and is a predicted model, not a curated record.
AUGCAGCAUUACCCCAAAACCUCCUUCACUAUAGUGACCGACACCCCCGAGAAUCUGCGUCUCAAACAACAGAGCAUGCUGAACAGCCAGGCGCUCUAUAAGGAGGACUUUGAAAAGAACAAGGGGAAAGGUUUCAGCGUGGUGGCCGACACGCCGGAGAUGCAGAGAGUGAAGAAGACGCAAGACCAGAUCAGUCACGCUCUUUACAAGGAGGACUUUGAAAAGAACAAGGGGAAAGGUUUCAGCGUGGUGGUCGACACUCCGGAGAUGCAGAGACUGAAGAAGACGCAAGACCAGAUCAGCAAUAUAAAGUACCAUGAAGAGUUUGAGAAGAGCAGGAUUCGAAGUGACGCUCCUCCUCCUGAGAAUAGAAACUAUGAGGAACAGCCAUCCAACCCUGAGAGAUGCAGUCAGCCGGUUGGACAAAUGAUGCGCCCUGCUGCUGUAGCACCAUCUAGUGGAGGGAGACGUUAUCAGGCCAUGUACAGCUACACGGCAGCAGAAGCAGAUGAAGUUUCUCUGCAGGAAGGCGACCUGCUCUUAGAUGUGGAGCCCAUCGACGAGGGAUGGAUGUUCGGGUGCAACCAGCGUACGGGGCAGCGGGGCAUGCUCCCUGCUAACUACGUACGACCCGUGUGAAGCAAACAGCGCGAGGUGGCCCACUGCAGACCGAGCUGCCCUCCUAAUCUGCCCUCACCACCAACAACCAGGCUGCUUUUUAAAAAAAUCCUCCCCAACUAAUUCUGCUUAGCCUUUUUCUGUCAGACAUAUGCUUUUCAAAUAUAAGUAAAGAGGUAGUGCUGUGGUUAUGGGUUCUUGAAAAAUGCGAUUAGUCAGAGUGAAGAUUCACUUUAGGGAAGAACAAUGAUACUGAAGGCAAGGUGUUGAAACAGAAACUCACAAAAGAGGAAGUAUGAGAGGAAAGAAGAGGGAAUAAGUUCACUAAAUGGAAGAUAUCAUAAAUAUAACCAGAUUAUUACCACAAUACUUCACACGUAUACUUCUUUUAUCUUUCUCAGGUAAUGUUUCCCUUUUUUAUGUGUGUCAGCAGCACAAUGCAGCCCUGAUAAAAACUGAUGAAGAGUCAAAUGAUGAACAACCAAAGAAUUCACGAGUUCUUGUUUGAUGUUUUGAAAAAGACAAUGAUUAUGAUUUAAGAAGAUUUGAUUAAAAGUGGAAUAUUUGA